CAAGCAUCGGCAAGGCAAACCGUUGCGGUACAAGGGAACGGCAUGUAGACACCUGCCGUGGAGCGCCGAAACAAAGAAAAUCGUAGAUUUGCUGAACAAAACAGAAGAUACCAAACAGAAACAAGCUCAACCCUACAGGAAAAAAACAAUAGGCUUAGAAGGUUUCGGGGAAAUUUUACGCGGCUCUUGAAACAAACCCCUUACCCCUCUGUGAAACUGACCCCUGACAGUGACGAACCUGUAGCGGAAAUCGCGCAGAAACCAACCCGGUUUGUAGAGAGGACGGGACGUCGAGCAAUCGCAGUUCCCGCAGCGGUACUACACACUAACCGACAAUAAAAGGAAUCGUUUGGGAAAGUGCGGAAAAUCGUGUAAGUAGUGCAUUUCUUUGUAUAUCAAUCAAUCAAUCAAUCUUCAAUCAAGGCGAUAAUCGCCAAUUGACCCUAUUUGAAGAGCGACGAAAGAAAGCAACGCGAUCGGAAUGACCAAUAUUACCUGAGCAAUGGUGUGUUUGUUAUUACCGUGCAGUGAAUUACACCCUCGUAGGAUUGACGUGGACGUGCACGCCCACGUAAAUACGGAACGGACCAAUGUGUUUUCAGUGUUUUGAACCGUGAAUAAUAAAUGACGGAAACUAAAUAAUGAAAGGCAGAUAAGGGAAAAACGUUGAAUUAUUGUUAGCCCUUUGUUGGCGGUGGUGCAUUUUUUUUGUGUACAGUUUCUAGAUAAUGUACGGUUUUGGUUUUCUACAUCGUCUCUAUUCGAGCCUCAGCGUGAUUGAUCAAUGGCGGUUACCAUCGUCAUGCUGAACGCAAACGAGUGAGCUUGCGUGAACUUCGUGUCUCUAUAUGACAACAAGAUAGCAGCCGUCCUGCGCGAGGAGACCAAGUUGUGUUGAAUAGAUGUACUCUAACAGUACAAUGUCAACCAGAGGACAAAACUGUCACAAGCCCGAGCCUCGGAUCGGGCCGGAAUAUAUUAGCUGAAGUGGGGUAGUUAGUAUUAGGAAAAAGAAAACAAGUACCGAUUUUACUAAUCAACUAUUGCCACCAAAAAAUAGUGUAUUUACAAGGAUAUUCAGUGGCAUUCUGAUGUGACACGUGCGUGUUGCUGGCGUACGCACUGUGAUGUCCGUACGUAAGGAAACGGUCAGCGACCGAUACUUUGAUCGGUACCUGCGAAACGACAGAACACCUUAUCGCGAGCAGUACUCCAGCGCGAACAACAGCUCUUGUAGUUGGUAAAAGUCCUCGUGAAACUGUGCAGCAAGUGCUUUGGGACGACUCGUUCACAAAGCACACAAAACCUACAGAAGAGUUUUAGCAGGGACCCGCUCUCAAACGUGCGCGAAUAGCUUCACUGUUCAGUCAGCCUGACUACGAAAUCCUUUUCUUUGUUCAACGCUCUGCCAUUUAUAAAAGCCUCAUACACGGAAGCAAAUUCAACCACCGGGGUACGUUUUUACGUUACAUCGCGUCUAUACAAGUGCUCGGGAGAAACAUGACGUGAAGGAGAAAGGCGCAAACUUCAGAGAUAAGCGAGACUGAACUGUUGUAAGAAGUCUCCAUCGCGCCAGCUAAUAGCGAGACGUUAUUCAGAGCUGACAAACUUACCUUCACGCCGAUUAUCCAGCGGAGCAACAAGUGGCGGACAGGAACCCGGGAAGAGACCAGAUAACUAGACUCCGGUUUCCUGAAUCACGGAUCCGCAGAUAACAGGACCGCAGCAACAUCAUACAUACCCUGGGCCCGUUACACCUACGCGGGGAAUUAUUUCAUGGAGAUGCUUUUUCAACGAUCGUGAAGGUCAAAAAUCUACAAGAAAAAGAAACUACUUCAGGAAAGCGAGAAACAACUACUGUAGUAAUUAUCGAAAUUGCUACAACUCCUACUAUUACGUCACCAACCAGAUAAGCAAGCAAGCAAAUAAUCGACGAUUGUGUGGAUGCGUCUCAUGUGCUGUUGAUCGUGAAAAGUGUAUUACUUAAUACAGGUGCACUAUGUGUUGUUCAUCUUUAUGAUCUUCAUUAUAAUUCCUCAGCAUCAUCUUCCCUAGCAUCUUUCUGCAGAGACCUUUGAUAGUUAUAUCAACUUCCUACAUCUUGUACAACAUCUUUUUAUAAUGUGUCGACGUCGUCGUUAAGAAGUCCAUCGAUCACAAAAGCUCGCCCGCGAACAACCGCCAUUCAAAUUUUAAGCAGAUCCGCCGUGCCCCUAGCGAAGCCCUGUAGUUUUUCCUUUACCCCUUGAGAAGCCCUUGAAGGAACGACUGGAACAAAUCUCCCUACGUGGUUAACGUGACGACGACGAAGACAUCAGACACGAAAGACGAGUUCGGCCGGACUCGUAAUUGUUGUGUCACUACCAAAUUAACUCCAAUAUAUCAAACGUGCAUUUCAUCGAUCUUUGAAAGGCUUUCGACCCUUCCUAUCCACUUCGGACUAAAGAGGUCGUUGGCUAGCCAUCUACCUAAUCUUACCAUCAUCAACUUCUGUUCAUCUCUGUUUUCCUAUCUCAUCUUUUCUAUAAUCUUUAGCAAUCAACCAAAAAGAAAAAAGCGUUAGUAAUUAUAUCUAUAAUAAAUACUGCUACUACCAUACCAACUGUAACCAACGACGCGAAAAGAGCAGACAAACAUCGAAUGCAAACAUCUCUCGUUGUGAAAGAGACAGGCACAACUUCAGUGGGGUGCGCAAGGUCUUCGAAGACUUGUCCAAGAUCUUAGCUGCGCACCACCUCUUGAAGUGGCGAGUUUGGCGUAACGAUAGCUAAUUAAUAACAAAGCUCAGAAAAACCAACUCCUGUACGACAGGACUGCAUGCAAGAAGCUAAGGACCUGCGGAAGCAAACUUGUUAAUAACGUAAGAUAGGCGAACAAGUAAAUAUAACAUAACCAAAUUUGCGGGUAAACUCAUCAGACCCACGAUAAUUUCAUUCGUAAUCGCAGUAACAGCCGAGGCAAGUAAAAAAUCUUGCCGUAUUCGUUCAUCUUGUUUCUGAUAAAGCCACUUCGACCAUUGUUGUUACCACCAUUUCAAUCAAACAAUUUAUUCCCAAACGCAGCAGGAUCAGAAGCAGAGCUCCGCUGCUUCUAACGAAAGCAAGCGGAGAUGAUCACUGCCGAUUCGCCCGACCAGCGGCUGCACUUCUACAGCUCGACGCCUACGGGCGACAGGGGCCUCAACAACAACAACAAUAACAACAAUAAUACGACAAGCAAUAACAACAAUAACAACAAUAAUAAUAAUAACAACAAUAACAACAACGACAACACGCUGCUGGUCAAGCAGGCGGCAGGUGGCCAGGGCACGGCGGAGCUGGCGGCGAGUACGGAGAGCCUGGGCCCUGCAGGGCUACCAGGCCAAUUUUAUGAGCCUGACCCGUGGUACACGAAGAUCCAGGACCCCACGGGUCCACACCGACUCACGGGAAUGCUCGGAGCUAGUUCCAGUCCAAACAUGUACUCGAAAGCGACGCUGGUCUGGGGUGCAGGCGGUGCAGACGGCGGACUGAAAACGACCGCCGGUGUUGGGGUGGCAAGCGUCGGUGUCACGGGGGGUCGAAUGUCACCUUCAUCUGGCCUGGUCCACUGGAUGUCUGUGAUGGCCGACCAUGCACCUCCAGCUCCACCUCCACACGACUCGGUAUCACCUCAUCAUAUGCCACCGCAUUACGUCUGGCCAACGACGACGACCGCCAAUGGAGUCGAGAACAAAAUGUCGUUAGAACAUCAUACCGGUUCGCAUCUCCAAAAGGGCGGGGAUACCAGCUCGCUAUCGUACAUGGCACACAAGGGCAUGCUGCAACCAAAGCAGGAAAAGGGUUUGGGAGGCCCUGCGAGUCCGUUGGGUCCUAACCAGGUAGGCCAGAGUGCGCCAUUGGCCUCCAGCCCACACUGCAUCUCUCCACUUAGCCUUAGUCCAUCCCAGGGAACGUUAACCCCUUCCAGCCAAACUCCAAAUAGUGAACACCUCCAGUCGACUCGGGUUCCCCAAUCUUCCUUCCGGUCGCAGUGGCCUCACCAUACUCCAGGUCACUCGGCGAGCCUGGCGGAAGAUGGUCGGUCUUUGGAGCCGCAAUUACCCCCGCUAGCCCCUCUAGCACCGCUCGCCCCUUCGGCGCCCAACGUGGCUAACGUUGCAAACGUGAACGCUAUGUAUGGCGCGGGGGGCGUCCUUAGCCAAGCGGGAGCUCGCGCGUUAGGUCAAGCACAGCAUACGAACGGGCAUAACAUGUCUAACAUGUUGCUCGUAGGGCCUCCGCUAGCAAAAGCAGGGCCCCUCAACGCCGGGGCAGCAUCAGCAAACCCCCGGAAAUACGGCUGUAAAAUGUGCCCCCAGAUUUUCGGCUCCAAGGCUGACUUGCAGCUCCACACCCAGAGCCACAUGCGGGAAACCAAGCCGUACAAGUGUUCGCAGUGUUCGAAGUCGUUCGCCAACUCGUCGUACCUGUCUCAACACACGAGAAUUCAUCUGGGCAUCAAGCCCUAUCGAUGCGAGAUCUGCCAACGCGGAUUCACUCAACUUAGUCACCUUCAGCAGCACAUACGCACCCACACGGGUGAUAAGCCGUAUAAAUGUCGCCAUCCCGGCUGUAACAAGGCGUUCUCGCAGCUCAGCUCGCUGCAAAGCCACAGCCGAUGUCAUCAAACCGAUAAGCCGUACAAGUGCAACUCAUGUUAUAAAUGCUUCGCCGACGAAGCCUCGCUACUCGACCACAUCCCGAAGCACAAGGAGAGCAAGCACCUGAAGACGCACAUCUGUCAAUACUGCGGCAAGAGCUACACCCAGGAGACGUACCUCGCCAAACAUAUGCAGAAACACGCCGACCGCUUAGAUGCCAAGCAACGCAGUACGAUCGCCUCGACUUUGCAGGGUCUUAGCGGUUCGGCCCUCAGCGGAACCGGCGCAUCGCCGCGUCCCGACGCCAACAAUCCGCUCUACUGGACGCAUACCCCAUCGAAAACGCCAACGCCACCCCAACCUUCGCAUCUUGAUCACCUCAAUCCCUGCCAUCUAGACCUACAGGUUCAAAGUCAGCAGUCACAUCUUGAUCAGUUGAAUACAUCCUACGAUGGGAAAAGCUCGUCAGUAUCGGCUUUCACGCCGAUCCAGGGCAUCCAGGGCAUGCUUCCCGGUGGUCAGAUGGGCCACGCGGUACAUCCGUUAAGUCAGAGUCAAAUUCAGGCUGGACCUCGAGCGCCCUACUUUCCCUACGAGCCCUUCCCCAGCGGCGUAGCGAUGAAGACCGAGAAGCCUUCGGCGAGCUCGUCAUUUCCUAGCAACCUCAUCUCACUUCACCAGAUCCGAAAUUUCCAGGCGUCCAUGCCGAACGCCAUGCUGACCCAGGAGAGAGAUUCCAAGGGGCAGAACAAUCAGCAGCAAUAGAGUCUGCCGCCCUGGCAGCUGCACGUCGCGUCAGGGCAUCUCGACCAUUAGGCAAUACCACACUCUACAGAAUCACAUGUGUUUGUACGUUUGUACAGGUUCAGGUUGACAGUAACAGCAAUAACAACAACAAUUGCACACAUAACAACCAUGACAAAAACAACUACACAGUGGAGAAAAGCCGUUGGUCGGCCCGACAUUCGCAGGCCAGGGACCUCGUCAUCUUUUGCAGACGUCAAGAAGAGAUGUUCUCGUCAGAACGAGAACAGCAACGUCAACCAGCUUGAAUAGAAAAUGGAGUGGAACCGUAAGAACGUGUACGUACAGAAGACUUUCUAAAAAGUGAAAACUUGAAAAAAAUACGAGUCUAGCCACAGCUAAUUCACUUUCCAUUGAACCUUGACUACUUUGUAAUGGCUUCAGUAUCCACCCAGUAUUAGUGAACCGACAGAGUAAGCAAUUGGCGCACACUCCUUGUUAUAGUCUCGAACAAGUAAUCAGUAACAGCUACAGAAACGGAGUUAUCGGUUGUUCUGAGCACAAGAUAAAUGAAUACCGCGGCGUCUAAUGAUGAUCGACAAUUUCGAGAUAUGCGCGCGCAACGUUCUUCUCAUACGGUAAUUCAUUAACUUAUUUGCUUAUUUCAAAGUGUCCUCCAAAAAUAAACGGGGUGAAAAUAGCGGAAAUGUUGAAUCUAUUACGUACGAGACCAAAAUACGCAUGGCUACCUACGUGGCUUAGAUUGAAGGCCAGCCAAAUCAAUUCUCAUGCGCGUGACCCUUGGAAAAUGCUGGUCCAUGAUGAACCGAACACAGGGCCAUAAUCAAUAGAGUUGUGGGGUUUGUAAUUAGCUACAAUUGAAUUACUGUAGAUUUAUUUGCGAUUGUAUGUCUCGGCUCGCGUUCUCAAGGCCUACUAUCGCUCAGUCCCAUCGUGAUGUUCCUCUUGAUGAAGACACCCCUCGACAUGUAGCGCCCUCUAGUGGUAACGCCAUAUAUGAUAGCUUGUUUAGUAUAUGCAGUGGUUGUCAUUCGGUUCUUAUGCAUUUGGACCCGCACUGCGACUGGGAGGUCUCUAGUCCUACCCGGUAAACGAUUAUUUAUAAUGUUCGAUACGCUUCCGGGAGCCCCCAACCAAAGUCUAGCUCGUAAUUGAUGUAUACUAAUGGAUAUAAUCUAUUAUUAUAAUUAAAAAUGGAUAUACAGAACCUUCGCUAUCAACUAUCAAUACGGGUGCGGUGUACAUAGGAGACCGUCGUUUAACUCAACUGAUCACAGAGAUAAACGAAGGCGUUUUUUUUUGAAAUUUUUGUUAUUAUUUUUAUUUCUAUUUUACUGUUUAAGUCUAUCAUUCAUGUUUAUUCACUUAUUUUAAUUGUUUUUCUCCGAUUUCAACCCUCUUUUAGGUGAUAAUUGCACAAGGGAACAAUUCCUAGUAUGUACAAACAUUUCAUUUUUUAGCAGCGAAUCGGCCACAUCUGAUUGCCGAUUGCUAAAGGACACAAUUUUCUGUCUGCCCAACUCUCGUCAUCGGUGACGGGAAUUUUAUCUUGGUAAUCGUGAUUAAUUAAAAAGUCUCGAUUAUUGACUCAAUUGAUUCAUAGUUACCAUUUUGGCGUAUCUGUGUAUGUCCGUGUAUUUAUUAAACGUGCUUAUUGGGUGUGUAAAAUGUGUGAUACAAUAUUAUUAUUGGUAAUAUCCAAUGUUUGAUCCCAUACAGUAUGUACUCCGGUGAGGCAGAGUUACUCGGCUACUUACAAAGCCUUUUAGGUUUUCGUUUUUCUGAUCUAGUUAAAAAAUAAGUUAAUGCUCACUAUAUUCAACGAAUACGCGCUAAUUUAUUUCAUUGUUUGUGUAUUUAUCUUCUAACUUAAGUGUUUUGCGGUAACGUAAUGAUGAAGAUGCAGAUACAAAUGUACUUCUAAGAGAAGAUUUUUAAAAUAAGUAUAAAUAGUAUUGACCAAACGUUAUUUAUGAGGAUCACAAAUCUACUAUAUAUAUAUAUAUAU
Varroa destructor (honeybee mite) is the source of this 7394-nucleotide messenger RNA. RefSeq lists its product as uncharacterized. Gene Ontology annotation, biological process: regulation of transcription by RNA polymerase II. The record is from RefSeq and is a predicted model, not a curated record. Gene Ontology annotation, cellular component: nucleus; nucleoplasm. Lineage: Eukaryota; Metazoa; Arthropoda; Arachnida; Mesostigmata; Varroidae. Gene Ontology annotation, molecular function: DNA-binding transcription repressor activity, RNA polymerase II-specific; RNA polymerase II cis-regulatory region sequence-specific DNA binding.